Molecule: messenger RNA, 5358 nt
Organism: Lynx canadensis (Canada lynx)
Lineage: Eukaryota; Metazoa; Chordata; Mammalia; Carnivora; Felidae
Product: deleted in malignant brain tumors 1 protein-like
Exons: 35
Cellular component (GO): membrane
Source: RefSeq, a predicted model, not a curated record
AUGAUCGAAGUUACCUCGGGAGUGCUAGAGAAGGAAGGAGGCUUCGUGGCCGUGAGGCUGGUAAAUGGCACAGGGAGGUGCUCGGGCCGAGUGGAGGUUCUCAUCCAAGGCACGUGGGGGACCGUGUGUGAUGACCUCUGGGACCUGGCCGAGGCCACAGUCGUGUGCCGCCAGCUACAGUGUGGCCAGGCCAUGGCCGCACCCACGGGGGCCCACUUCGGGGCAGGCUCCGGGAAGAUCGUGCUUGAUGAUGUGCAGUGUGUGGGCAGCGAGAGCCAUCUGGGGCAGUGCGCACACAGGGGUGAAGCCAGACACAACUGCGGGCAUCUGGAGGAUGCUGGUGUCGUCUGCAGAGGUCCCAGAGCUUCCAUGACCGUGAGGCUGGUGAAUGGCACAGGGAGGUGCUCGGGCCGAGUGGAGGUUCUCAUCCAGGGCACAUGGGGGACCGUGUGUGAUGACCUCUGGGACCUGGCCGAGGCCACAGUCGUGUGCCGCCAGCUGCAGUGUGGCCAGGCCGUGGCGGCACCCACGGGGGCCCACUUCGGGGCAGGCUCUGGGAAGAUUUUGCUGGACGACGUGCAGUGUGCGGGCAGCGAGAGUCACCUGGGGCAGUGCGCGCACAGGGGUGAGGCCAGGCACAACUGCGGGCACCUGGAGGAUGCUGGUGUCGUCUGCACAGCAAGUCAGGUGAAGACUUCCUGGCCUAGGAUGGCCUCCCUCACAUGUCUUAUAGUUCCAUAGCUUGGCCAUCACCCCUUGACCCCUGGUUCUUCCCCAGGAGGCUGGGCCCCCGUGCGGCUGGUAGGUGGCCACGGGAGGUGUGCAGGCCGCGUGGAACUCUUCUACCGGGGAGUCUGGGGGACCGUGUGUGAUGACCUCUGGGAUCUGUCAGAAGCAAACAUCAUCUGCAGGCAGCUGGGGUGUGGCUGGGCCAUUUCAGCCCCAGGUGAGGCCCACUUUGGGGAAGGAUCUGGGAAAAUCCUCCUUGACAAUGUGCGCUGCAGGGGGGAUGAACAGCACCUGGAGGAGUGCUCCCACAUCGGCUGGCUUUCCCACAACUGUGGGCACGGAGAAGAUGCCGGCGUGAUCUGUUCAGAUGCUGAAUAUUCUAUGGCCACACCACCAGAUCACCCAUUGGCCCUCACAGCAGGAAAAAUGAUGGCAGGUGAGACUUUGGUGUCCUUGGCUGCUCUGACCGCCAUCUUCCAGCUCAACCUCGACUGCACCAAUGAAUAUUUUGAAAUCCUGGACGGCCCUCCAUCCUCGGCAAAGUCCCUGGGGAAGACCUGCUCUGGUUCCUACCUCACCUACGCGUCCUCCUCCAGCUCAUUGACCCUAGUGUACUUCCGAGGCUUCAACAACAUAGGGAAAAACUUCAUUGCUUAUUAUUAUUCUGCAGCCAAAGGGGACUGGCCAGACCUGAGGCUGGUUGGUGGCUCAGGUCGGUGCUCAGGACGCGUGGAGGUCCUCCACCAGGAGGCCUGGGGCACCGUGUGUGAUGACCUCUGGGACCUCAAUGAAGCCGAGGUCGUGUGCCGACAGCUGGGGUGUGGACGGGCCAUGUCCGCCCUUGGGAAAGCCCACUUUGGUCCGGGCUCUGGAGACAUCUUCCUGGACAACCUUCAGUGCUCCGGGGUGGAGCGCUCCCUGGGUCAGUGUGCCCACUCGGGCUGGUCGGAGCACAACUGUGGCCACCACGAAGACGCCAGUGUCAUCUGCUCAGGGGACUGGCCAGACCUGAGGCUGGUGGGUGGCUCAGGUCGGUGCUCAGGACGCGUGGAGGUCCUCCACCAGGAGGCCUGGGGCACCGUGUGUGACGACCUUUGGGAUCUCAACGAAGCUGAGGUUGUGUGCCGACAGCUGGGGUGUGGAUGGGCUGCGUCCGCCCUUGGGAAGGCCCACUUUGGCCCCGGCUCUGGAGACAUCUUCCUGGACAAUGUACAGUGCUCUGGGAUGGAGCGCUCCCUGGGUCAGUGCGCCCACUUGGGCUGGUCGGAGCACAACUGUGGCCACCACGAGGAUGCCGGUGUCAUCUGCUCAGAAAGCUACCCAACAGACAUCCAGUGCGUUUGGGAGAUUCAUGUGGAUAAAAAAUUCCGCAUAGAACUCAUGAUUCCAACUCUGAACCUAGAGGAUAUCCUUGGAUGCCCUUACGACUCCGUUGAAAUCUUCGAUGGCCCCCGGAUUGCCUCACUGUCCAUGGGGAAGUUCUGUGCCUCAGUAGCUCUGAUAUUUUUCUCCUCCUCAGACAUCAUGACAGUGGUCUUCCGAAGUGAUUCUAUGAUCACCAACACUGGCUUUUAUGCUAUGUUCAACGUGAUUCCACAAGGCGAAAGAGAGUCAGGUAGCAAACUUCAAGGGGCCUGGGGCACCGUAUGUGAUGACCUCUGGGACCUCAAUGAAGCCAAGGUCGUGUGCCGACAGCUGGGGUGUGGACGGGCCAUUGCAGCCCCUGGAAAGGCUCACUUUGGCCCGGGCUCUGGAAACAUCCUCCUGGAUAACAUUCAGUGUUCAGGAAGCGAGAACCACCUCGGCCAGUGCCUCAGCUCCGGGUGGUCAGACCACAAUUGUGGCCACCAUGAAGACGCCGGUGUCGUCUGCUCAGGAGGAAGUAACUCUUGUGGAGGAGUCAUUUCUGGUCUCUCGGGCUCCUUCUCCAGUCCUUGGUAUCCAACAAACUACCCCACCGACGUGGAGUGUAUCUGGGUGGUACACGUGGCUGAGAAGUUCCACAUAGAACUGGUGAUCCCAAGCCUGAAAUUAGAAGACAUAUAUGGGUGCCCUUAUGACUUUAUUGAAGUGUUCGACGGACGGCAAGUUGCCUCACUCUCCAAGGGCAGAUUUUGUGCUGGGGCAGAGCUCACCUUCCUCUCCUCUUCAAACAUCAUGACUGUGGUGUUCAGAAGUGAUGCCAUGAUCACCAACACAGGGUUUUAUGCUCUGUAUAAUGCCAUUCAGCAAGAUGAAAGGGAGAGUGGUGCAUCCCUGAGACUGGUGAAUGGCAGUCACAGGUGUGAGGGCCGGGUGGAGGUCUUCUACAACGGCACCUGGGGCACAGUGUGUGAUGACAGCUGGGACAUAACAGAUGCCAGGGUGGUGUGCCAACAGCUUGGCUGUGGUGAGGCCUUGUCAGCCCCAGCUCAGAGCUACUUUGAUGGAGGCACUGGCCACAUCAUGCUGGAUGAUAUGCAGUGCAUGGGGAACGAAGCCAGGCUGUGGCAAUGCACGCACAAUGGAUGGUUCUCCCACAAUUGCGGGCACCAUGAGGAUGCCAGCGCCAUCUGCUCAGUAUUCACCUCCUCCUCAAAUCGCUUGACGGUGGUCUUCCACAGCGACGCUAUUGUCACCAACAUGGGCUUUUUUGCAUCCUAUGAGUCUCUUGUGCAAGAUGAGAACAAUACCGGGCAGGGGCAAAGGAGGAGCACCCAGAGCAUGACCCAGGCGUGUCCGCGGUCCCCAGAUGUGGCCCUCAGGCUGGCCGGAGGCAGCCACCGGUGCGAGGGCCGCGUGGAGCUGCACUACAACGGCACCUGGGGGACCGUGUGUGACGACAGCUGGGACCCGCGUGACGCGCAGGUGGUGUGUAGGCAGCUGGCCUGCGGCAGGGCGGUGUCGGCCCCCAGCAGGGCGCAUUUCCACCAAGGCGUGGGCCCCAUUGCUCUGGACGACGUGGAGUGCGUGGGGACGGAAGCCAGGCUGUGGCAGUGCCUGCACAGCGGCUGGUUCUCCCACAACUGCGGCCACCACGAGGAUGCCGGCGUCAUCUGCUCAGCCUCUCUGCCUUACUCAACACCAUCAGCUGCUGGGAGUUACCCAAUUUCAGCAUCUUUCCCAAAGCCGGCAGAAGUGCCCACGUCAGCAGUUGCUGCAACUCCUGGGGAACAGCCACAUGUUUUCCAACCAAUAGAUCUGCCGGUGGUGAGGCUGGCGGCGGGGAGCAGCAGGUGCGAGGGCCGCGUGGAGAUCCUCUACAACGGCACCUGGGGGACCGUGUGCGACGACCUCUGGGACCUGCCGGCCGCACGGGUGGUGUGCCGGCAGCUGGGCUGCGGAAUGGCACUGGCGGCCCCGAGAAGCAGUCUGUUUGGUGAUGGCUUGGGCCCCAUCUUCCUGGACGAUGUGCGCUGCACGGGCGAUGAGACCAGCCUGGGGCAGUGCAUCCACCGUGGCCUGUCGGUCCAUAACUGUGGUCACCACGAGGAUGCCGGAGCCGUCUGCUCAGCUGCCGAAGCUGCCCCAGAAUCAGCGGAAACAGCUCCUGCAGUUGACCUGCCCAUCAUCAGGCUGGCGGAUGGGAGCAACCGCUGUGAAGGUCGCAUCGAGGUGUACCACAACAGCACGUGGGGGACCGUGUGUGAUGACCUCUGGAGCAUCGGCGCAGCCCGCGUUGUGUGCCGGCAGCUGGACUGCGGGGAGGGCGUCAGAGCCCUGGGGAACGGCCACUUUGGGGAAGGUGUGGGGAGCAUCCUCCUGGACGACGUGCAGUGCCGGGGCAAUGAGACCACACUAGGCCAGUGCCGGCACCUGGGUUUGUUCAUCCACAACUGUGGCCACCAUGAGGACGCCGGGGUCAUCUGCUCAGUUUCAGCAUCAGCCACAGAAAUGACCACUUCACCUGUUCCUACCUCCGUUUCAGCCACUGAUUCGGCCCUUGUAACUGGAUCUUCUAGUAUUACUGUAACCACCUUAACAGCUUCAGUCGCAACCACCGUGACCUCCACACCAGAUACCUCUUCAACCUCAGUGGAAGUGACCUCUCCACCUGAUAUAUCUUCAGCCUCCACAGAAGUGGACCCGCCCCCUGACACAAGUCUCACUCGGGAAGAGGAGACCUCUUCACCAGCCAUACAUCUGAUUUCAACAAAAGCGACAUCAUCACCUGUUACAAUUUCAACUGGUGAAGACAUGAUCCCUUUGCCUGACCCUCCCCUGCGCCUGGCGGGCGGGCGCAGCCGCUGCGAGGGCCGGGUCGAGGUCCGCCACCAGGGCGUGUGGGGCACGGUGUGCGACGACCACUGGGACAUCAGGGACGCCCGCGUCGUGUGUCGCCUGCUGCGCUGCGGCCCCGCGCUCGCCGCCCCGGGGCACGGCCGCUUCGGCCCGGGCUCGGGGCCCAUCCUGCUGGACGACGUGCGCUGCGCGGGCACCGAGGACGCACUGGGCCACUGCGGCCACUCGGGCUGGACGCGCCACAACUGUCGCCACCGGGAGGACGCGGGCGUGGUCUGCGCAGGUGCCGCAGCGCGUCAGCGAUGGGGGCUGUCCCCGGGGCUCCGUCCCUCUUCCUCCGCCCGCGUUCCUAAGGCCAAGGCCCCGGCUGCUGGGAUAGCAAGGGCGCAUGUGAGGGCACAGUCGUAG